AUGCAGGCUCCAACGACUCAAAAUGAACAGAAUAUAGACCACUCAGGUGUGCCCAUUGAAGCUCUGGAAUCUCUGAGACUUAGAUUGACACAGGUCAACAAAUGUCAAAUUGGUGAUCAAGUCAACAUCAUAUUCACACAAUUAGCAUCAUUAUCAGCUACAUUAUCAACAUAUUCAGAAACAUUAGCUAAAACAGUGGUUUAUCCAUUACCUGAUUUUCCUACAACAGAACAAGAAAGUUUAUUAACAACAUUAUUAAGAAAAAAAGCAUUACCAGAAGUUAAUGAAUGGAUUGAAGAUAGUAAAAAAAAAUCAACAGAUAUUUUAUUAAAAGAUGAUGAAGAUUUAACAGAUUGGGCAUUAAAUUUGGUUAUUAAUCAAAGAGAUGAACAUGAAUUUAGAGGAUUCCAUACUAAAAAAGAAAUAGAUGAACAAAUUAAUGAAGAUGAUGAUAUUAAAAUAAAACAAGAUUUUUCAAGACCAAAAUAUUCAAUUGAUGAAGUAUUAAAAUUUAUGUAUCAAGGUAGUUUACCUACAAAAUAA
Messenger RNA from Hansenula ciferrii, 543 nucleotides. It is a transcript of the gene MED8, whose product is annotated as RNA polymerase II mediator complex subunit MED8. Bases 1 to 543 code for a protein of 180 amino acids. Lineage: Eukaryota; Fungi; Ascomycota; Saccharomycetes; Phaffomycetales; Wickerhamomycetaceae. Gene Ontology annotation, molecular function: transcription coregulator activity. The record is from RefSeq and is a predicted model, not a curated record. Gene Ontology annotation, cellular component: mediator complex. Gene Ontology annotation, biological process: regulation of transcription by RNA polymerase II. The transcript is spliced from 3 exons.